AUGGAGCUGAGCCUCGACGGGCUGGGCAACCUGCACCAGGCCGGGGAGCUCCUGAGCCCCGCCGGAGCGCACGCGAGGCAGCCCCCUCCGCCGCCGCCUCCCCCGCCGCCGGCGCACCGCAACCUGGUCUCGUCGCACGGGCGCCCGGCCAUGGUGUCGAGCAUGGCCACCCUGCUGGACGGCGCGGGCGACUACCGGCCGGCCGAGCACAGCCUGGGCGCGCCGCUGCACCCGGCCAUGAGCAUGGCGUGCGACUCUCCGUCGGGGAUGAGCACCUACACCACGCUGACGCCGCUGCAGCACCUGCCGCCCAUCUCGACGGUCUCGGAGAAGUUCCACCACCCGCACCACCACCACCACCACCACCACCACCACGCCGCGCACCAGCGCCUCUCGGGCAGCGUCGGCGGCGGCUUCAGCCUCAUGCGCGAGGAGCGCAGCCUGGCCGCCUCCAUGGGCAACCUGUACGGCCACUACCCCAAGGACAUGCCGGCCAUGGGGCAGCCCCUGUCGCCGCUGGCCAACGGCCUGGGCGGUCUGCACAACGGACAGCAGCCGCUGCCCCCCUACGGGCCCGGCGGCCCCCUGGCCGGCGACAAGCUGCUCUCGCCCAACGGCUUCGAGCCGCACCUGCUGAACCGCGGCGAGGAGCACCUGGCCCGGGGCCUGGGCGCGCCGGGCGCCGCCGGCAUGAUGCCCGUGCUCAACGGGAUGCACCCGCACGGCCACGCGCACGGCCAGGCCAACGGGGCGCUGCUGGGCGAGCGCGAGCGCCAGGCCGCGGCGUCCGGCUCGCAGGCCGGCGGCGGCGGCGGCGGCGGCUCCGGGCAGGUGGAGGAGAUCAACACCAAGGAGGUGGCGCAGCGCAUCACGGCCGAGCUGAAGCGCUACAGCAUCCCGCAGGCCAUCUUCGCGCAGCGCAUCCUGUGCCGCUCGCAGGGGACCCUCUCCGACCUGCUGCGCAACCCCAAGCCCUGGAGUAAGCUGAAGUCCGGCCGCGAGACCUUUCGCAGGAUGUGGAAGUGGCUGCAGGAGCCCGAGUUCCAGCGCAUGUCCGCCCUGCGGCUGGCCGCGUGCAAACGUAAAGAACAAGAACAGCAAAAAGACAGGAACCUGCAACCCAAGAAGCAGCGGCUGGUCUUCACGGACCUCCAGCGCCGCACCCUGAUUGCCAUCUUCAAGGAGAACAAGCGCCCUUCGAAGGAGAUGCAAAUGACCAUUUCGCAGCAGCUGGGCCUGGAGCUUAACACCGUCAGCAACUUCUUCAUGAAUGCUCGCCGACGGUGUAUGAACCGCUGGCAGGAAGAGCCAGGGACCAACCCGGGAGUCCCUUCCUCGUCCACAAGCACUUUUUCCAAAGCAUGA
Molecule: messenger RNA, 1365 nt
Organism: Varanus komodoensis (Komodo dragon)
Lineage: Eukaryota; Metazoa; Chordata; Lepidosauria; Squamata; Varanidae
Gene: ONECUT3
Product: one cut homeobox 3
Exons: 2
Coding region: 1-1365 (454 amino acids)
Biological process (GO): regulation of transcription by RNA polymerase II
Cellular component (GO): nucleus
Molecular function (GO): RNA polymerase II cis-regulatory region sequence-specific DNA binding; DNA-binding transcription factor activity, RNA polymerase II-specific
Source: RefSeq, a predicted model, not a curated record